This is a messenger RNA of Dreissena polymorpha, 3304 nucleotides long. Its product is annotated as sushi, von Willebrand factor type A, EGF and pentraxin domain-containing protein 1-like. The transcript is spliced from 21 exons. The record is from RefSeq and is a predicted model, not a curated record. NCBI's taxonomy places the organism in Eukaryota, Metazoa, Mollusca, Bivalvia, Myida, Dreissenidae. The coding region runs from base 194 to 3304 and encodes 1036 amino acids. Gene Ontology annotation, molecular function: calcium ion binding.
UUGUGACAGUAUAAUUAACUACUGCACAGGAAGUCUGUGCCAAGGGACAUGUCGCCCGGUGUUCACAACCUACUACUGCGCCUGUGGGGCCAACACGUAUGGAGCAAACUGCCAGAACCGCCCUACCCCCUGUCAGACCUUCAACAAGUGUCAGAAUUUGGGCACAUGUAGCUACAACACCACUAGUGCCAUUAUGGCAUGUACAUGUCCUGCAAAAUACAAUGGAGAUGGCUGCGAAUGGUUGAGGGACCUAUGCAACACAGACAAUCCAUGCAAAAACAACGCUGAUUGUAGCAUCAUACAGGAUAAUUAUAAAUGUACCUGUAAACCAGGAUACACGGGCACUAACUGUGAGACGGAGAUCAAUGAGUGCUCAGGACGUACGUGCCCAGGUGGUGGCCAAUGUUUUGAUGCUAUCAAUGCCUACUACUGUCGGUGUCCACUCAAGAAGACGGGCAACAACUGUGGUCGAGAAUUUGAUCGAAACUAUGACUUCUACUUCAACCACCCAACUGGUAUGGGCUUUGCUUGGAUUCCAUACUUCAUCUUUGUACCUAAUGUUGAUGCCAUGUCUGUCACGGGAUGGGUUCGAUAUGCAGCUGCAAACGGAAAGGGCGUCUAUUUCAACAUGUUCAUUGGUGACCGGCUUGAGACAGCCAAGAAAUUCUUGGAAUUCAAUGAACUUGGCGUGAAAAUUCACCUUCCAAAUGGAACCAUCAUUCAACACGAGCUGUCUCGUACCGUGCAAGUUAAUGAUGGCAACUGGCACUAUAUCACACUGAACUUCAACAUGGUCUCCAAGGCUAUGAGGCUGUACCUGGACACUGUUUACCAUCAGCCUGAGAAGACGGUAGACAUUUCCAGUCUCAAGGUCAACAACAACGGUUUCAGAAUGUGGGUUGUGUUAGGCUGUGAGUUUGACAAUGAAGAUCACAUCUGCAUCGGUGGAGCUGACAGUUUCCGUGGAUACGUGAGCCAGAUCAACAUUUACAAACGGGAACUCACAUUUGCAAGUUCGAGUGGCGUCGCCGGAGAAAUUUCGUACAACUUUGCGGUCCCUCGUAACAUUUUUGAAGAUAAUGCCCAGCUAACCAAUGUUAUUUUGGUCUGGAACGAGUAUAAAUUUGAUAGCGGUGUCAGCAGGAUAAUUCCCUCAGAAGCAAAGGGAGAUAGGUGCUCUGUCCCUAACAGGUCGCCUCCUUGCGGAUACUUCUCAGCAAUGUCACGCCCAAGUGCUCAAAACUGUCCGAAAGAUUUCACAGUGUACGCUGAGGAUCGAAUCAAGACUGUUACGUGGGUCGAUCCCACCUUUGACAACCUUGGAGUGGCAGGAAAGGUGCACCAGGGCAAUGACAACUUAAAAGGCAAAGCAUAUACCUGGGGAAAAUAUGAAGUUAUCUACGUUGGCAGCGACGGCUCAGGAAACUCAGCUUACUGCCACUUCAGCUUUUAUGUGCAGCCCUUCCGGUGCAAUUCACCCCCGGACCCAUUUGGUGGCUUCCAGUUCUCCAAUGCUACAGACCCUUUGACUGGUGUGGUUCGCCAUGGUCGCACUAUUGGAUGCUAUAACACUAACACACCUACGGUUGUGAAUUAUAAGACUGACAGAGAGCAUCCAAAGACAUUUACUUGUGACCCGUAUGGAACUUGGAAUAAUGUGAAGCCUUUUAGGAAGUUCAGAUAUCCAUCAUGCGGAGCGGUGAAGCCUAAACCACAGGGCAAAAUUACGUUGCAUCUUGAGUACAAUCUGACAACAGGUGCUUGUGAAUCGGUCAAAGUCAACCUCAUCCAGUUGUUGAAACAAGAAGUUAGUAAGCUGGAUCUUAUUUACCAAGGUGAUCUUUGCAAGAUGAGUGAUUGCUCGGACAUUGAUGUAACAAUCACAUGCAGUGGUUUCUCGGCAGGGAGAAGGAAGCGACAAGUUGUGUAUGCCAGGGUACUGGCUGUCAUUAAAUUGGGCAACAUUCCAACUCAAACUAGUCUGGAUGGUGAGACGUUAUCAGUCCAAGAUUUCUUCACAUACUUUGCACUUGGUGCAAAAGUAUUCGAUUUUUCGUCAACAAUUGCCAACGCGGACAUUCUUCCCCAGAGCUUUGUGAUUGACCCGACCCUAAUCUGUCCUGAGUAUGAAGUUCUACUGGACGGCGGGUGCGUGGAGUGUGGCCUUGGAAACGUUUACCGGUACAACAAUGAAACUGGUGUUGCCAUCUGUGAAGAUUGCCCCCUGGGCCAAUACCAGGAUAAUUUUAAACAGAAGGCUUGUAAAGAAUGUCCUGCUGGUACUACAACAGAAAUGACUGGGGAAUACCAGGCCUCCAUGUGCAAAGCCAUCUGCCAAGUUGGUCAUUAUUUUAAUAAUGAUCUGGACAAAUGUAUGCCGUGUAAGAUUGGUUACUACCAGGACCUCAUGGGUCAGUUCUACUGCAAGUGGUGCGGACCAAGCUUCACAACGGAGAAUGAAGGAUCCACGUCAGACAGCCAGUGCUCUAGUCAGUGUGAAAGCGGUUACCAACUCUCUGGUCCCAACAACUGCACGCCAUGUCUGAUUGGUCAAUACAGAAACGCGACUGAGUCACGAGUCUGCAUGAACUGUCCUACAGGAAAAAUAACAGCUGCUAUUGCCUCAAGAUCUGCGGACGCCUGCAGUAUCACUGCUUGUACAUCUGGUAACUACAGAAGAAGUAGUGAUAAUACAUGUCAGCCAUGUCCUCUAAACUACUACCAGAAUGAGACUUGGCAAGACCAGUGUAAGCCAUGUGGCAAUGGCAAUUUCUCCAUGUGGAGAACUACCAGUACUGGGUCCAGCAAGGAACAGGACUGCCUGUUCUACUGCCCGUCUGGGUAUGAAGUGAGCUCCACUCAGGCCCAGACCUGUGUGCCGUGUGCCAGGGGACCAACCAAGGUCCCAUUGGUCAGUCUCCCAAACCCCACACAGACGGCUGUGUACUGUGUGCUCUGGGAUCCUACCAGGAUGUUGCAGAGAGCGAGAGUGGUAGAUGUGUCCAGCCUCACGGAGCACCCGCACCAUUACUGCGACAGUGGGUACGAGAAGGUAGGGUCAGCAUGUCUCCUGUGUGCUGUAGGCUCCUACAAAGACAACACUGAAGGGCUGUUCUCUAACUGCACAGCUGUGAUCCCCUCUACACCACGCCUAGCACGGCCUCAACCAGCCGUACUGCCUGCAGCAUCCGAACAUGCCCAGCUGGAAACCUACCGCAAUGUUGGUGACACGGGAUGUACAGACUGUGACCAUCGGCUACUACCAGCCCCAGCAGUUCCAGACCAGCUGCCUCAAGUGUCCUGA